This is a messenger RNA of Argiope bruennichi, 1979 nucleotides long. Its product is annotated as fez family zinc finger protein 2-like. Gene Ontology annotation, molecular function: RNA polymerase II transcription regulatory region sequence-specific DNA binding; DNA-binding transcription factor activity, RNA polymerase II-specific. The coding region runs from base 231 to 860 and encodes 209 amino acids. The transcript has 2 exons. NCBI's taxonomy places the organism in Eukaryota, Metazoa, Arthropoda, Arachnida, Araneae, Araneidae. The record is from RefSeq and is a predicted model, not a curated record. Gene Ontology annotation, cellular component: nucleus. Gene Ontology annotation, biological process: regulation of transcription by RNA polymerase II.
CAGGCCCUGUUUCCAUCUUGGUGGUUGAGAAUUCUAAUCAACACAGUGGCAAAACGUUUUACAGAUGUAGCAUAUGCAACUAUGGCUCUCUGCGUUUUACAGGAAUUAAGGAACACAUACGUGUGCAUACAGGGGAGAAGCCGUUUGAAUGCAAAUUCUGUGGAAAAAAGUUCUCUUGGAAGACUAAUUUUAAUAGGCAUUCGAGGUAUUGUGACAGGUCGACAGAGGAUAUGUUUGUUUCAUCAUCAUCAGGUAAUAAGGAGGCUCCACUGAAAAAGAAAUUUAAAUGUAAGAUUUGUGACAAAGAAUUUUUGGAUGAGAAAACUUGUGAAUGGCAUUCAAGCUUUUGCAGUGAAAACUUGAAAACACAAGAAGUUCUUGAAACAUUUUUGAAUUCCGCAGAUUCAUGGCAGUGCAGUUUUUGUGGCAAAAAAUUUGAGAAUGAUCAAAUUUAUUUAAGCCAUUCGACAUCUUGUAAUAAAACUUUAAAAGUUCAGGUUGAUUCUGGUAGCAAAACUUCAGCUACAGAAAUUGAGCCAUUCAAAAUCGUACAUGUUCCAACAGAUUCAAACCGUAAUAUAUCAACAGCAGAAGCUGAAUUAUUCAGAUGUGAAUUCUGUGGUAGAGAGUUUCCAAAAAAGGGAAAUUGGAAGCGACAUGUAAAUUUUUGCAAUCAGACCUUUGAAGCUCAAAAAAUAGUUGAAGAAAUGUUGAAAUUAAAUAAAAAAAUAUUUGAAUGUCAAUUUUGCCACAAAAAAUAUGCAAAUGAAACAGAUUAUAUUAAUCAUUCAGCUUCUUGCAGCAGUAAUUCAGAAUCUCUAAUAGCUGUGGAGGAGUUGUUGAAAUUAGGACAAUCGUAAUAAUGUGUGCAAUAUGUGUUGCUAUUUGUAUUUUGGCAAACUAAUUUUUUUAAUAAUAAUUUAACAAUUGCAAAACUUAUGAAUUAAAAAAAUGAUGAUGCUUUUAUGAUUCUGCCUAUACAAGCAUGUAUUGUAGUCAUUGAAUACAAAUAAAAAUAAAACUAGAAAAAUGUUCUUUUGUUUUUUAAAUCAAAUUAAUAUUAGUUUAAUAUGAGUGCUGUAGUAUGUAUUUUGGAAGAUUGAUCAUUUACUAAGUACUCUUUAUAUAUAAAGUACUGUUGUUAUUCUUAAUAAAAUCUGAAAUUUAUAGUCCCUAAGUUUGUAAUGAAUUUAAUUCUCGAUAAAUGCAUAUCAAGUUAUUUUAAAUUUCUCUACCCCAGUAUAGAAUCAUUCAGAAAGAUAGAAAUGUUUGAUGUUGAUGUAAUUUUGAUGUUUUUCUUGUCUUAGUUUAUACCUGCUUAUUUGGUUAAUACAAGUGUUUAUAAUGUAAUUAAAUUUACUGAUACAGUAGACUCCCGAUUAUCCGCGGGCGGGUUAUCCGCGCCUGCCGCACAAAGUUUUUUUUUUUUUUUUUUUUUUACUGUUUUUUCCCCAAAAAGGUGCAGUUUUACAGUUAUGCUUUUGUAAUUACAUAAUACAUUACUGUAUUAAAACAGUAUAUAUGUAUUAAUUUUUCUGUGUAUCCUUGACGCUUCUCGUAAGUACAAAGUACUUUUCUGUUUUCAUUAACAAAAUGCAUUUUAGGUUAGUUUUGAGUGAUAUACUAAAAUAUUAAGCGGUAGUUAAACAUUUCCUGCAGUUUAUUUUACGUUUUAUUGUACAUAAAACGAUUUUUCAAAGUUGGAAUGACUGUUUUCUCUUUUGCUAUACCCGUUUUUAGCUUUUUUAGGAUUAUCCGCGAUUUUUGUUAUCCGCGGCGGCCGCGCCACCCAAUUCCGCGGAUAAUCGGGAGUGUACUGUAUAUAGUUUUAAAUGGUGUUCUUUUAAGAAGAGAUCUACUGAUUUUAGUUAAAAGAUGCUUUUCAUGCAAUAUUUUUGAAUUGUAAUUAUUAAUGUAAUAAUGUUUUGAAUAAUAAAUAGAAAGAGGAAACGGAUAGUUUUUAUUUCAGGAAUGUUUUU